AUGAAUACAGUUGUUUGGAACAUGAGAGGUCUUAAUGACCCAUCCAAACAAGUUCAGGUAGCUAAAAGAAUAAGGUCUCUAAAUGUAGAUAUUGCUUGUUUCCUAGAGACGAGGGUUAAAUCCCCUAAUUUUGAUAGGAUCUUGAAGAAGCAUUUUAUGGGCUGGCAGAGUUUAAACAACUAUAGUCAUGCCAUUAAUGGCUGUAUAUGGAUUUUAUGGAAAUCUGAUAUUCCUUUAAAUCAUGUUGAUACUUCUGAACAACAUAUUACUAUGAAAGUUACUCUUUAUCAGAAGGUUUUCUAUCUCACUGCUGCUUACUGUGAUAACAGAGGUAUUUCUAGGAGAAGGCUCUGGAUGCAGCUUAGAAAUUUGGCUCAAGACAUUGAUAGCUCCUCAUGGAUUCUUGCCGGUAACUUCAACUGUUUUUGCAAGCUUGAUGAAAGUUCUGAUUUUUCAGGUAAUGCAUCAGAUAUUGCUGAAUUUAAUGAAUGUUUGAAUGAUAUUGCUGUUUUUGAUCAUUCUUUUACUGGUCCUCUAUUCACUUGGAGUAAGAAUAUUGAUGAGCAUCCUCUUGCACGGAAGUUAGAUAGAGUUCUCAUAAAUUCUGAUUGGCUGCUUCAUUUUGGUAAUUCAAUGGUUGAGUUUUUACUGCCAGAGAUUUCUGAUCACUGCCUCAUGAAUAUUAUAACUGAUGUGAAGAUAUUCUCCCCUCCUAAACCCUUUAAGUUCUUCAAUUUUUGGACAAAACAUGAUGAUUUUUUGCCCUUGGUGAAUAGAGUUUGGCAAGAGCCUGUUUUCGGAAAUCCUAUGUCUAGGCUUUUUAAUAAGCUUAAGAACCUAAAACCCCAUCUGACGAAUUUUAAUAGAGAACACUUUGGUAACCUGCCUCAAAAAGUUGUUGAGAAAAAGGCUGAAAUUGUUGUAUUACAAAGGAACCUGCUUACCUCCCCUGACACUAAUUUAGUUCAAAGGCAUAAAGCUGCAGUUAAUGAUUUUCAUGAGUUGCAAAAAGCAGUGGAAAGCUACUAUAGACAAAAAUCCAGAAUAUUAUGGCUUCAGGAAGGUGAUUUGAAUACUGGUUUUUUUCAUAAAACUAUGAAGAUUAGGCACAAUAGGAACACUAUAAAGCUCUUAUACAGUGAGAAUGGUGACAGACUGGAUACUUACGAGGCCAUUCGAGAUGAGGCAGUGAACUAUUACAAAAGUUUCCUGGGGAAGAAAGAUUUUAAUAUUUCUGGCUGUUCAGUUGAUAUUUUGCAGGAUAUUUUACAAAAUAGUCUAUCAGAAGAGAUGGCUAAGAAGAUUAUUGAACCAGUGACUGCCCAAGAAAUUAAAACCACUUUCUUUAGCCUCAAUAGUCACAAGGCCCCUGGACCAGAUGGCUAUUCUGCUCAUUUUUCAAGGAAGCUUGGCAUAUUGUGGGAACUUGUAUGUGGGUAUCAUAGGCCUAAUAUGUCUCCUAGGUGUGCCCUUAAGAUAGAUCUCAAGAAAGCUUUUGAUACUCUUGACUGGGAUUUUAUUCUGAAUAUUUUCAAGGCUCUUAAGUUCCCUGAUCUUUUUAUAAAGUGGAUUUCUGCCUGUAUAACUUAUCCUAAGUUCUCAGUCUCUGUUAAUGGGGGUUUGGAGGGUUAUUUCUCUGGUGCAAGGGGUGUGAGGCAAGCUCAUGGUGUUUUUAGUUUCCACCCCAAAUGUAAGAAGAUUGACUUAACCCAUUUGAGUUUUGUUGAUGAUCUACUUAUCUUCACCAAGGGUAACAUUCUAUCUAUUUUGGGCAUCAAGAACUUGCUUGAAUUGUUUUAUCAGUUUUCUAGCCUUUCCAUGAAUUGUUCGAAAAGUGAGAUCUUUUAUUCUGGUAUAUCCGACGAAAGUAUGGAGGAAAUACAAGUUGCAACAGUGUUUAGAGUGGGGCAAUUACUUGUGAGAUACUUGGGUGUUCCCUUGGUAACCAAAAGCUUGAAUGUAAGAGAUUGUAUGCCUUUGGUCGAAAGGAUUACUCAAAGAGUUCAAUCUUGGGCAGCUAGAAAUGUUUCUUAUGCUGUGAUUGAUAAAAUUAGCCAGAUCUGUGCUAGUUACUUAUGGAAAGGUAAGGAGGGAAGUAGUCGAGGAGCCAAGGUUAGCUGGGAGUCCAUUUACCUCCCAAAAUCUGAAGGUUCUGUUUGGAUCUCUUGGGUCUCUGCUUAUAUCUUGAAAGGUAGGGACAUCAUGUUUAUCCCCUCUCUGCCAAGAUAUAGUUGGGCUUUUAAGAAGCUUCUUAGUUUGAGAAUCUUGGUGAAUACACUGCAAGAUAAUGGCGAGUGGCAUUUCCCGGGUGGUAAGUAUAAGAUAAUGGUUUAUGAUAGUUUGAAGCAUAGACAGAACAAAGUUGAAUGGAAAAAGCAAGCUGGUGACUGGUUUGCUGAAUAUAAUUGGGCAAUGCAGGGCUUUAAAGGCAAAUCCCUCCUUACUACUAUUUUGAAACUUGCUUGGACAUCUUUCUGUUACUAUAUUUGGUUGGAAAGAAAUGCUCGACUCUAUGGUAAGUCACCAAGUUCUGAAGAUGUUAUUUUUGGCCACAUCCAGGAUGCCAUCAGAUUUAAACUUCAUGGUCUCACUAGAGUAGGUGAUGACUUUAUCAAUAGGCGCUUAUGUGCUAGUUGGAAUAUUGUUAUUCCUAGUUUUUGUAACUAG
Corchorus capsularis is the source of this 2667-nucleotide messenger RNA. The record is from the annotation of a GenBank genome assembly. Lineage: Eukaryota; Viridiplantae; Streptophyta; Magnoliopsida; Malvales; Malvaceae.